AUGCCUCCUAAAGCAUCCCACCCAGCCCCUCAACCAGUUUACAAGACAGCACAAUUCUAUUGGUUUUUAGGCCAUGCUGCUGCCCUUGCUUACUCCCUUCUAUACACUGUGGUAGGUUAUUUUAGUUCAUCUAAGGCAUUAACAUAUUAUAAGUAUGCCUUGGUAUCAAUCAUUUUUACGUAUCUGAUUGUUAUCAAACAGACUCAAGGUUCACUUCAAAGGGGGUCUUUGUUACGUGAUGAGAAUAUCACCUACUGUUCAUUUGCGCUUGUGCUUUUGUUGAACUCUUCAGUAACUAAAGUUACUGUUGGAUCUAGUUUGGUUUCUUAUUGCAUUUUCCUGGUAUUCCACUGUGUUGGUUAUUUCCAGAGAAAUCUUUUACCUUUAUUGCCAAUGCCAAUCGCUAAACAAUCUCAGAUUAAUGCCCUUUUAAAUAAUUUCACCACCCAGUUCAACCAACCAGCAUUGUUUAUGGCUGCUAGUAGUGAAAUGUUAAUGGCUGCGUCCCAAUCAGUCAGCUUGGUGCUAUUAUUGAAGACUCCUCUUCUGUUUUUGAUCAAUGCUGUUGUUUUCGUAGCUGUGAUUCUUUUCCUUAGGUUACGCUAUGAUUCUAGCCCAUAUACCAAGGCUGCCAUGACUGAAUGGAAUCAACGUGCGGGUAUGUUAGCAGCACGUGUAGGACUCUACAAUGUGUAUUCAAGUAUUGUGCUGAAGGUCGUGACUCUUUCCAGUAUUCCAUUUGCUAAGGUAAAGGCCAAGUCUAAGUAA
Lizanozyma spartinae is the source of this 768-nucleotide messenger RNA. RefSeq lists its product as uncharacterized. Lineage: Eukaryota; Fungi; Ascomycota; Pichiomycetes; Serinales; Debaryomycetaceae. The transcript has a single exon. Gene Ontology annotation, biological process: membrane organization; endoplasmic reticulum tubular network organization. The coding region runs from base 1 to 768 and encodes 255 amino acids. The record is from RefSeq and is a predicted model, not a curated record. Gene Ontology annotation, cellular component: endoplasmic reticulum.